Molecule: messenger RNA, 933 nt
Organism: Rotaria sordida
Lineage: Eukaryota; Metazoa; Rotifera; Eurotatoria; Philodinida; Philodinidae
Source: the annotation of a GenBank genome assembly
AUGUUGAUCAAUAAACAGCUUCCAGCAGGCGAAUAUCGCCAUAAUUAUGUUCGUUUAGCUCUUCUGGUUGGUACAUUUCUUUUAUUCAUUGGUUAUAUAGCUGUCAAUGAAUUAUAUGAAUAUGGCAAUAAUCACAUAUUUCUAAAUGGAACAAUACGUGCUGAAGAUACAACUGUCAAUGAUAUUACUCCAUCAGAUUGGGUUUAUCGAAGUUUAAAUGGAUUAAAUUAUCUAUGGCAGUUUGCUUGGCUUCUUUAUUCAUUAACAUUUAUUUAUCGUCGAUCAUCAAUUGGUUAUCUAUAUUUAUCACCAAAUACAUUAACACCAACGUUUUGUAUUACUUAUAUCAUAGCUUUUCUUCUACCAUCAAUAUGGAUUCUAUUUUUUCAAAAAUCUUAUAUAGCUUGGACUUGGAUUGUUUAUUUAGUAUCAUUUUUAUUACUUACAUUGGGUUUAUUUAUUUUAAAUAAUAAUAUAUCAAUCAAUCAGAAAAUUUAUGAAACGGAUGGAUUUAAUCGAGAUAUUUGGUGUCUACGAUUUUUUGCUCAAAAUGGCGUGGCUUUCUUUGCUUGCUGGAUAGGUGUUCGAUUUGUUCUUGCUUUCGAUACGUUUCUUCAACUAUAUUUGUCUUUUUCAAUUGUAAACGCUGGUACAAUUGCAUUAAUUUUAGCAGCAAUUAUUGCCGUUACAUACUUUUUUGGGCCAAAUCUCAAUGCAGCUCUUGUCGAAAAAUGUGCUUAUCAAUUUUCACCAUGGAUUGUUUUCAUUUUUUAUUUCUGGGGUGUUGUUGAAAAUAAUUGGGUUCCAAAGAGUGUUAGAAGAAAUAAUAUUAUUGCUGCACUUGAACUCUUGGCAAGCGUAGUCGCAGCUAUUGGUGCUUUAGUUUUAUUUACUAUGCGUUAUCGCAGAUCAAAGAUUGAUCCAAUACCAUAA